AUGAAGCUUGAGGAAAUACAAAGAGGAGUUCAGUUAGGUUGUUGGUUUUGCAGUGUUAUCCUCACAGGCAUCAAGAACAUGCCGAAUUGGGACCCAACCAAGCCUGCGCCGAACCGAAUCGACUUUCAUAUCCAAAGAUCAGAGUCCGGAAUAAAGAUAGAGGCAAUGGGAGAAUUCCGCCGUCGCGUCCCAGAGCCUAGCCUUUUGUUUUAUGUGGAUGGUCAGAAAGGCAAAAAUAGUCUCGCCUUGCAGAAGACUUCAAGGGCUCUGCAGAAUUGUCUUGAAAACCACUCAUGCGCGCCUAAGCCAAACCAAUUCAUGCCCACGCGUCUCAUUCAGAUACGGAUCAUCAACGAUCAGUAUGCUGCUUUCCUUGUUCAAGGUGUGGACCUAAAACCAUAUGUCACUCUAAGUCAUUGUUGGGGUCCAUCUUUUCCUCCGUGGGCAAAGACGACUGAGUCAAAUUUGGAGUCUCGUUUAUCGUCAGAUGGUAUCCCCUGGGAAGAGCUUCCGCAAACCUUUCGGGACGCUAUAAUCACUACCAAACGUCUCGGAUUCGAGUAUAUCUGGAUCGAUGCGCUUUGUAUCAUACAAGACUCUCCUGCUGAUUGGGAGGCUGAGGCGAUGCUCAUGAGUGAAGUCUAUUCGUACGGCGCAUUGAUGUUGAGCUCCGACGCAUCUCCGGAUACCAACACUGGCUUUUUUCGAUCUGCAAGUAUGACAGCACUCCCGUGGUCGGUACCUGGCCAUGGAAUUCCAAUCAAGGCCCGAUUCAAUUUGGUCCACAAAACAUAUGGGCAGAUGCCGAGUAUGUAUAAUCCUUUUGACCAGUCCUACAUCGACCCCCUGUCGACCAGAGCAUGGUGCUACCAAGAAGGUCGUCUCGCACGACGCGUGGUACACUUCUCGGUUGAUGAGGUAUCCUAUGACUGCGUUGAUGGUGUCGAGUGCCAUUGUGGUCACUAUGGUCCUUCAGGACACACAUACGGAGUUAACAGUUGGUACAAGACGCUUCCCGACAGUGUCUGUACCAUGAAUGCGAAGCAUACACUUUGGUUGAAUACUGCCACGAUGUAUGGCCAAAGAAACUUAACCUUCAUGGCCGAUAGAUUUCCCGCAAUUUCUGCACUAGCAAGGCAGUUCUGGAGCCCCGUUACGAACUCUAUUGAAGCUGAGAGCUCCUCAGUCGAGACGGAAUCCAACUUCAGGGAAAUCAGCCUUGGAGAUUAUGUGGCAGGAUUCUGGUCCAAGUUCUUGAUGGGAGAUCUCUUCUGGUAUGCAGACUACUGUCCUGGAGUUCGAACAUCUACCACCUCUACCUAUGUUGCGCCUACGUGGUCCUGGGCUAGCGUCACCGGCGAAAUUUCCUGGGGAAGUACAGGUACGCUCGACGCCGUGCUCGUCAGCGCCCAUCAUGUUCUUGCCGGUCCGGAUCAGUUCGGCCGGAUAACGCACGCAGAACUCGUUCUUAAAGCGAAGCUUGUUCCUGUCAGUUUAUCCUGGGUAAUCGCCUAUUACAAACAGACUAAGGAGAUCUACAUGGACCUCCAAUGUCGAGACCCGAGCAGUGGGAGUCAAGCAUGCUUGGGAGCUUACAGGCCAGAUCAUUUCGCCCCUGAGCCAGGUGUUAAGUUCUAUGGUGGCUUCAUCUACAAUUUGGAGCAUCCUGAAGAGGUGCCCGCUGAGACCAUUCCGGUCACAGAUGGCAAAUACUUUGCUUUGCUCCACGGAGAGACAGCUGUUAUAAUCAUCAAAGCUAUCGAAAAUAAAGGCUCUAGAGUAUAUGAACGUGCGGGAACGGUACAUUCGCAUCGAACAAUGGAUUCCGGUGAUAUGCGUAAAUGGUUUGAGGGAGCCGAGCGUCAGGUGGUAAAGAUUAUAUGA
This is a messenger RNA of Fusarium coffeatum, 1884 nucleotides long. RefSeq lists its product as uncharacterized. The record is from RefSeq and is a predicted model, not a curated record. The coding region runs from base 1 to 1884 and encodes 627 amino acids. NCBI's taxonomy places the organism in Eukaryota, Fungi, Ascomycota, Sordariomycetes, Hypocreales, Nectriaceae. The transcript is spliced from 3 exons.